ACAUCACCGGAGAAAACCUUUAAACAAUCAUGACUGCACCGUACUAAUGGUCUGUAAUGGCGAAUUCGAUGUUUGGACCCGCUGAAGUGUCUGGAACGUAAAAGGACCAAUCAAAUAGAAAUGAGCGACCACGUGAUUUGAGAGGAAUCUGUAGAAAAGACCCCACCUAACGCGCGGCACUCGGGGACAGAUACUGAGGAGAAUUCUCGAAGAACGCACGAAGAUGGUGAUCCCUGCGAUGAAAGAGCUAAUUUCCAGAGAAAAUGUCAGGGUAGAAGCGAGUCCAGACUCUCGGCAAUCUGAACGUCACGUGACACGAAAGUGGGUGGCAACUGUGAUACAGCCAACAUGAAAAUGGCGAGAAAAAGGCUCAAGAUGACGCCAAGGAAGCGAUGAGCGCAUUCUUUGGUGACCUCGGACAAGAGUUCGCACCAGGCAAGCAUGGUCCACGUGGACCAGAAGGAAAGCAAGGAGAGCAGGGUGACCCCGGACCUAAUGGACUUCCAGGAGUUCCAGGCCCACCAGGUCCUCCAGGCUCUACUAGCGAGACUGCUGAUUCCUUUUACAAGAAGUUCAUGGAGAGACAACAGGGUGACUUCAAGGGGCAGACCAUGCCUGCUGGCACCGGGUACCUCCAAGCCCAACAGGGUCCCAUGGGUCCACGUGGUCCCUCUGGCCCCCCAGGGCCCCCAGGUCCCCCAGGUUUCCAAGGCCUCAGAGGUGAACAAGGAGAACAGGGACCAUCGGGCAACCCCGGAUCACGCGGAGCUCCUGGAAACCCAGGGUUACCCGGACGAGACGGUGAACCAGGCAAAGACGGCGAGUCAGGACCAAGAGGACUGCCCGGACCACCAGGAGCCAGAGGAGCCGCUGGCAUUCCAGGACUUCCAGGCGCCAAAGGACAUCGUGGUUUCCCCGGUGCCGCCGGAGCUAAGGGAUCCCAGGGAGCAAGUGGCCCAAGCGGUCCUACAGGAUCCCCAGGACAACAAGGAGAACAAGGCCCAGCUGGACCCCGCGGUGCCCCAGGAGAGAGAGGACGCAAUGGACCCCAAGGACCUCAGGGUCUGAGAGGUAUUGACGGACAGCCCGGUGCAGCUGGUCCACCAGGACCUGCCGGACCAACAGGGUCACCAGGAUUCCCCGGAUCUCCAGGUGCUAAGGGCGACCGCGGUGCUGGCGGACCUAAGGGUAACCAAGGUCUUCAGGGACCACGUGGCAUCCGUGGUGCCACCGGACCCCCAGGUGCAAAUGGCAACCCCGGCAAGGACGGUGCCCCAGGCAAGGAUGGCGAGAAGGGCCCCCAGGGUGAGACCGGAGCCACAGGUUCCCCAGGCUUCCCAGGACCCCAGGGUCCCCCAGGACCAGUAGGCGGCCCCGGACCUGCUGGGGCCAAGGGAGAGACAGGUGCCCCCGGAACCCCAGGUUACAAGGGAGAGCCAGGACCCCAGGGAGCUGCCGGACCAGCAGGAGAACGUGGAGCCCAGGGAAUGCCCGGCGAGCCAGGAAAGAGAGGUGCACGCGGUACCCCAGGAAACAACGGACCCCCAGGACCCCAGGGAGAUAGAGGUGGCCCAGGAGACCGCGGCCUCCCCGGACAAAGCGGACCAAUGGGCCCCAAGGGUGCUGACGGAGACAAGGGUGCCACUGGUGAGCCAGGUGCCAAGGGACCCCAGGGAGACACCGGCCGCCCAGGACAACAGGGAGCCAUGGGACCAAGAGGUAUGCCAGGCGCACAGGGUAAUGACGGACGCCCAGGACCAAUCGGCCCCGCUGGCCCCCCAGGUCAGGAUGGCAAACCCGGUGAGAUUGGACCAGCUGGCCAACAGGGCCUGCCCGGACUUCAGGGACCCCCAGGAGAGAAAGGAUUCCCCGGUGAGAAUGGAAAGAACGGUGAGGUUGGACCAGCUGGCCCCACUGGCCCACAAGGUGACCCCGGCAAGGACGGCCAGACCGGACCUAUCGGACCUCCAGGUCUACCAGGUGAGGCUGGAGAUAGAGGAGAGCCCGGCAAGACUGGCGCCCCAGGAUUCCAGGGACUCCCAGGUGCCCCAGGUAACCCAGGUGAGACAGGUAAACCAGGUGAACAAGGCGCCCCAGGAAACACCGGCAACCCAGGAGCUCCAGGUCCAAGAGGUGAGCGCGGUAUGCCAGGAGAGCGUGGCAACGCCGGCCCCGCUGGUCCUCCAGGCGCUCGUGGAUCUCCAGGUGACCCAGGCUCUGAUGGCAAACCAGGUGUGGACGGUAACCCCGGAGCCAAGGGAGAGAAGGGCGAACCAGGACUGGCGGGACUUCCAGGAGAGACCGGACCAACAGGACCCGCCGGCCCCAAGGGAGCUGACGGCGCCCAGGGACAGCCCGGACUCCCAGGAGAGGCCGGCAAGGAUGGAGAGAGGGGAGAACCGGGCCCACAGGGUCUCGCCGGCCCAGCUGGUGCUCCAGGCCCAAGAGGCGAGAACGGUAGUCCUGGACCAGCCGGUCAAGAUGGUCGCCCCGGUAAAAAUGGCGAUCGAGGUCAGCAAGGAUUCCCAGGGCAGCAAGGUCUUCCCGGACCGCCGGGUCCAGCUGGUCCACAGGGUCAGCGUGGUGAACAAGGUUCUCAGGGACUGAAGGGUGAACAGGGACAACAGGGUGACCGCGGAGAGCAAGGCCCAGCAGGUGCCCCAGGAAAGGACGGAUUGCCCGGCCGCCCAGGAAGCCGUGGUGACACUGGUGCUCAAGGUGCCGUUGGUUUGCCAGGUGCCCCAGGCCGCCCAGGUGGCCCCGGUGUCCAGGGUGCUAGCGGACCCCCAGGACCACAGGGCGAGGUCGGCCUGCCAGGAGAGAAGGGAGAGCGCGGUGAAACUGGUCCACAAGGACGUGCUGGAGACCAAGGACCAAUGGGACCACCAGGCCAGGAAGGUGACAAGGGACCAAAGGGUGACGACGGUGCCCCAGGUGUUGCUGGGCCCCCAGGAGCACAGGGAUCUCAGGGAGACAGAGGCAGCCCAGGUAUACCAGGAGGUAGAGGAGAGAGAGGACCACAAGGUGCCCCCGGCCCAGCUGGUGAACGCGGUGCUCAGGGCCAGGCAGGCAAAGAUGGCUCUCCGGGUAACCAGGGUCUCCCAGGAUCUCAGGGACCAGCCGGACCACCAGGAGCAACCGGAAAUGAGGGUAUGCCAGGAAAGGAUGGUCUCCCAGGACCUGCAGGUCGUCAAGGCGAGAAGGGUCCACCAGGCCCCAGCGGCCCACCAGGCCCAAGCGGUCUCCCAGGACAACAGGGUCCACCUGGCCAACAAGGAUCUCAAGGUCCAUCAGGAGAAAGGGGUGAACGGGGUGAGCGUGGUCCAGUCGGUCCAUCCGGGCCAUCAGGUCCUCCAGGAGCAACUGGCGCCCAAGGCCUUCAAGGUGUUAAGGGAGAUCGUGGAGCCGAUGGAAAGAAGGGUGACAAGGGUUUCACCGGUCUCCCAGGUCUUCAGGGAAGUCCAGGCCCACAGGGUCCAUCAGGAGAGAUGGGUCCAGCUGGAUCUAACGGAGCACCAGGACCAAGGGGUGAACGCGGUUAUCCCGGUAAGAUGGGUGCAACGGGACAAAUGGGACAACCUGGUCCCCGUGGGCCUACCGGUCCAAGAGGUAUGUCUGGAGAUGACGGCAGACCAGGUCCACCCGGUCCACCAGGUCCUCCCGGACCCCCAGGCUCGGCUGCCGCCGAAAGACCAAUAUAUCCACCAUUUUUCAACAGGCCUAAAGGUCCAGAUCCGUACCUUAAUGAUGCUCCAGGAAAAUUCUCAGGAGAGGAGAACGCUUUUGAGAGCCUCCAGUACCUCCAACAGGCCAUCAACAAGAUGAGGAAGCCAGACGGCACCAAGGAGAACCCCGCCAGAACCUGCAGAGAUCUCGCUGCUGCCAACGACAAACUGGAGAGCGGCAAAUACUGGGUGAACCCAGAAGGCGGCAUCAGCUCUAGCCCCAUUGAAGUGUAUUGUGACAUGAAGACGCGCGAGACCUGCAUUUUCCCCAAGAGAGAUGCAUUUGAGAAGAAGGAAUGGAUGACCGAAGAAGUCGACGAACACAUUUGGUUUGGAGAGAACGUUGAUGGCGGAGAUAAAUUCUACUACCAAACCGACAAGAUCCAGAUCAACUUCCUGCAGAUUCUCAGCCACGCGGCCAGACAGACCAUCACCUACCAUUGCCGUAACUCUGUUGGUUAUGCUGAUGGAGAGGCCGCUCUCGAUAAGGCCGUGAAGCUGUUCACUUACAACGAGCUUGAGCUGGAGGCAGACUCCGGCCCCAAGACAAGAUACAACGUCAACGAGGACAGUUGCGGCGAGAACACUGGCAAAUGGGGCAAGACUGUCAUCGCCAUCGACACAGAGAAACCCCAGCGGCUGCCCAUCAUGGAUAUAGCUGUGAGGGACGUCGGCAGAGGAAAGGCUUUCGGGCUGGAAAUCGGACAAGUCUGCUUCUCAUAACCUAUCUCUACAAUCAUGCAUUUAUAAGUACUAGAUGAUGACGCCAACGAUCGGAAAGACUUGAAUCAAUUGAAAAAAUUUAAAAAAAUAAAAGGAAAGAAAAGAUGUAAACGAAAAACCUCCCAUUUCGUGAGGGUCGGAUAUGUAAUACUAUGAAAAGUAUGAGAUAUUGUAGAAUUGUUCUUAUUAUUAUUUUAUGCUCGUUGUGUAUGCCUAGCUCUAUGCCAAGAUGUAAUUAAGUAAUUUUGUUUCUGCCUGUUGAUUCAAGGGACGCUGUUGUCAUGGAAACAAGGCCCCUUGGGAUCAGAACCCCAGCCACCUUGCGGCCCCCCUAAGGGACUGCUGAGGUGGUGGGGAAAAAACCCAAUUCCAAAUCUCACACACGCUGUCUUUCCAAACUUGUACAUUUCGUAACAUUAGACUUACCAUCUUAAGUAGACAGCGGCAUUAUUUAAAGGUAUAGUGCUGUAUAGAUUUUGGUCUUAGGGGGCCUUUCAACUAGCAUAUGCGAUUCCCUGAAACUUACUAGUAUGCACUUCACAAAGAAAAAAAGACUAGAGACUUAAACUCAUGUGUCAAGUGUAAUGUGAUAUGGAGCUCCCUACUGCCACGACAGCUACAUACUGCCAUGACGUAGGCUGCGGGGGAGGCUAAUCAGGUCACGUGUCCAGGGCCAGAGGUCGAGGUCAAAUGGUGUCAAGGUCAAUGAGUUAAUAUCCCACUGUGUAAUUUUGUAUAACGUAGCUGUAGAUUGUUCCGUCUGUACGAAACCAGUUCUGUUUAAGAUCAAUUGAGGACAUGAACACUAUCAGUAAAGACUGCGAAAUUAGCUGUGAACUGGCUCUAGAAUGGCAAACGGGAGACAACUGGCUCGAGAUAUGUGAUCUUGUGAGGCCUUGGCCUGCAGUUCUAUGAUGUAGAUAUGAUAAUAAUGCAUUUACAAUAUUAUUUUUAUUAACACUGCCCUGAUUUCAUAAUGGUGCUGAAUUUGUAAAGAGAAUUGCUAUGGGAACAGGCUACUUCCGGUGCCUGGUCUGCCUGCUGUAUAAUACAGUGGGGGUUUAUGGAAGCAUGAUUGUAGUCGCAUGUCAUGCCACUGCAAUAAAGAUGAACUGGAUCUGAAA
Molecule: messenger RNA, 5572 nt
Organism: Lingula anatina
Lineage: Eukaryota; Metazoa; Brachiopoda; Lingulata; Lingulida; Lingulidae
Biological process (GO): extracellular matrix organization
Molecular function (GO): extracellular matrix structural constituent conferring tensile strength; protein binding
Source: RefSeq, a predicted model, not a curated record